Molecule: messenger RNA, 3744 nt
Organism: Myotis daubentonii (Daubenton's bat)
Lineage: Eukaryota; Metazoa; Chordata; Mammalia; Chiroptera; Vespertilionidae
Product: protein Daple-like
Biological process (GO): cytoplasmic microtubule organization; cytoskeleton-dependent intracellular transport
Cellular component (GO): cytoplasm; centrosome
Molecular function (GO): microtubule binding; dynein light intermediate chain binding
Source: RefSeq, a predicted model, not a curated record
AUGCCGUUUCCAGUCUCAUGUUUCUUCCCCAGAGACCCCAGGCCUAAUCAGCGCUUCCACCAGCAUGUGAACAACGAUGUGAACCUCCGCAUUGAGAACUUGACCAUCUUGGUCAGACACAUUGAGAACUUCUACCAGGAAGUUCUCCAGCAGCGGAUCGUAAUGAGCCUGCCGGAUGUUUCAGUGAUUAGCAAAGACCCGCUGUCUGGACAAAGUAUGGAGGAAAUGGAGAAGAUGCUGGUGCUGGUGCUGGGCUGUGCUGUCCAAUGCGACAGGAAAGGGGAGUUUAUUGAAAAAAUCCAACAGCUUGACAUUGAGACCCAGGUCAGGAUCCUGGCUCAUAUCCGGCAGGUGACCCACCACCAGGAGAGCCUGUUUGACAUGCAGAGGUUGGAGGCCCCAGACAUGGCCCUGGAGGAGCUGGAGUCUCUCUCCAGCAACACGACUUUUUGCCUCAGGAGGCUCGUAACUGAACAAGACAGUUGCAGGGAGCUGGUCGUGACCCUGACCCAGGAGUGGAACACCAGCAGCCGCCCCAGCGAGGACACGCAGCACCUGGCCGUGGAGCUGGCGGACACCAAGGCCACACUGCGCGGCCUCAGGCAGGAGCUGGAGGAGAAGACGAAGCAGCUGGCGGACACCAGGCAUGAGGUGGUCCAGCUGGUGCUGGAGCUGCAGGAGGCCCGGCGCAAUAACAUGGAGCUGGCAGCCAGUGCCCAGGCUGCCCGUGCCCCCCUCCCUGAGCUGGACUCCCUGAGGGAGAAGUUGAGGCACGUGGAGAGGCUGGAGAUGGGCCUCAGGCAGAAGCAGAAAGACAUAGACUUCUAUGCAGCCCGCAUGAAGGAGCUGAUUGAAGACAACUACACCUUAAUGGACAUCAAGGGUCUUCUCCAGGAGCAGCUGACUGUCGCUCGGUCCCGGGUCGAUAAGCUGUAUGAGCUUGAGGAGGAGAACAUGCAGCUGAAAUCAAAGCUGCACCACCUACAUUUGGCCCGGGACACAGACCAGCAACACCUUGAGGAGCUGCGGGAAGAGAACUUGGCCCUCAAGGCUGCACGGCAGAGUGUGGAGGAGUCCGCCCACCUGCGCUGGGAGCUGGAGCAGCUGUCAGAGGAAUGGCCAUCUCAGCGCCGGGGGCAGAGAGCAGAAGCUGAGGCCCCUGGAAUAUGGGCUCUGACUCCACUUUGCUCUUCAGCCUCCAGUUGCUUCCUGAAGCUGGACCAGGAGAAGCAGAGCCUCCAGGGCACCAUCCAGGGGCUGCGGGAUGCCUCCCUGGCCCUGCAGGAGAGCAGGCUCCAGCGCCAGGAGCUGGAGAAGGAGAACCAGCAGCUCAGAAAGCAGAUUGAAGACUUGCGAGUCCAGGUGGAAAGAGAAAAGCAGACCAGUCAGGAUCUGGAGACCCUCAGUGAGGAGCUGAUGGAGGAGAGAGAACAGCUACUCUGUGACAUAGAGACCCUGAAGGCUGAGAAAGCCCAGGAGAUCAAGGAUCUUGAACAAGUGGUGCGUUCGCUGCGGGAGCGUUCACAGGCCAGCAGUGAGGCCUGCGUGCAGGACAUCGAGAAUGAGAGCAAAGUCCUCCACCAGACAGUGAUGGAGACCAGCAGCAGAGUCAGCAAGCUGGAGCGGGAGCGGCAGCAGCUGCACCAGGACCUGGAGCAGGUGAAGGAGCAGGCGACGCGGGCGCAGGAGCUGGAGCAGGAGCUGCACCGGCUGCAGGAGGAGAACGAGAUGCUGGCCAUGGAGGUCAGCGCUCUGAGGACAGCCCCCGAGAGGGUCCACGCCCUGGAGCGGGAGAGCCCGGACCUGUUGCUGGAGAACCAGAGGCUGCAGACGUCUCUGGACACCCUGCAGCCCGAGGGUCUGGAGCUGGACAAGCAGCUGGACACCAGGGUGGAAAAUUCCACUCUGAGCUCCCAGAGCGCCUCGCUCACUGCGCUCACAGAGCAGAACAUGCAGCUCCAGCACCAGCAGCUGGUGGCAGCCCACGAGGCCCUGCAGCGGGAACACGCGUGCCUGGGUGCGCUCCAUGAGCACCUGUCUGGGGAACAUGAGGCCCUCAUGGAUGAGUACAGCCGCCAGAAGACACUGCUGCGACGGACCCUGGAGCUGGAGAGCAAAGCUCUCAGUGACAGAUACAAGGACCAGCUCCAACAUAAGGCGGCGCUGGAGCAGCUGGGGACGCUCUUGACCACCGAGCAGGAGGCUCUGCAGCAGGAGCAGAGGACGAGCACCAUGGCCGCCGAGGAGAACCAGAGGCUGCAGAGAGAGCUGGACAGGGCCAAUUCCCUGCACCAGCAGCUGAAGGGGGAGCAGGAGGAGCUGCAGACCCACAACAAGGAGCUGCAGACCUCCCUGAACGACACGCAGCUGCAGGUGAACUGCUGGCAGGCCCUGUACGAGGGACUGAAGGGGGAGCAUGAAGACACGGACAUCUCGCUGACCGAGCAGGACAACCGCUGCCAGCUGCUCUCCCGCCUCAAGGGCAACUUGGAGGGAGAAAAACGUGACCUGCAGAGCCAAAUCCAAAGGCUGAAAGAGCAGAACCAGAGGCUUUUCCAGGAGGACGUGGAGGACAAGGACCAGCUCCACGAGGAGCAGCAGCAGUACGUAGACAAAUUCAAUGCCUUACAGAGACAAAAUGAAAAACUGGAAGAAAAAAGCAUGGCUCAGCACAAGUUCCAUGAUCCAGCGCCAAAGAAGAAAAAGCACUGGAUUGGAGCUAAAUUCUUACUCAAACUCAUCAAACUAAAGAAAGGCGGUUCCAGAGAACGACGAAAGUCAACCCCAGAGAGGCCUCCCUGGCCGCUGGGGUCCUCAGCCCAGGCCUCGCCCAGUACUUCUCAGCCUCUUCAAUCGCAGCUGGAGCCCCUCGAGGCCACCCCAUGCUGCUCAAAGGUGACAGAAGAGCAAGACACCUGCAGGGGGCCCAGGGGAAAAGGCCCUGGGGACCUAAUACCAAAGGGAGUGGCCUCACCCAGAGGCAGCCUUGACCGCACUCGAGGAGAUGCCUCCGCUGACCCAGCCACCAAGCCCCAGGCAUCAGAGCUGGGCUCCGGGGCCUGUUCAUCCUCAGCCAUCACUACAGCUCCUUCCAGCUCCACCUCCACCUCCCGGCACCCAGGCCACACCCACGCUAAAUCCACAAGCCAGGGGAGCCCUGGAGCCCUGAGUCACUGUGUGGAGAGGAUGAGCUUUGGUGGCUCCCUGGCCCACAACAUGGACCAUAAAUCCCACUUCAUCAUGGGUCCCGAGGGCGGAGGAGCCGUUGGAGGCCGAGCCCAGCUGGUGUGGAGCCGCCCCUGCCACCAGACCAAGUGCAUCUGCCUGGAGUCCAGGCCACCGUCCUGCAGGCGCUCCUCUCCCGCAUGUGGGCAAGAUGCACUUGCUCAUCUGAGGGAGGAGCUGGAGCGGAAGCUGAUCCUUUCUCCUUCCAGACUUCACAUGAGGCUGGUGAUGGAUGUGCUGCCCCUGCUGGACGGGGCUCCACAGUCUGUCUUCCCACCAUGGAGUGUCAGAGCUCUGGCCAUAGGCAAGGAUAGCCAUGAGUGGCUGCUCCCAGGCCAUCCUGACACCACUCCUCUGUCCGACCUCUACACCAUUGAGCUGUGUUCAUUGCCAGCUAAAUCCACAAGCCAGGGGAGCCCUGGAGCCCUGAGUCACUGUGUGGAGAGGAUGAGCUUUGGUGGCUCCCUGGCCCACAUCAUGGACCAAAAAGAGCAAGAUUUUAUGGGGUACAGACACUGA